AAUCGCGUGACAACGCAGGUUCUGCCGUUCGUCCGUAGGCCAGAUAUUUAAAGCGGGACUCGAUAUGCGGCCCGUGAUAAUCACAGAAUCACUGUCAUCAUCAGGAGAUUCUUUUUACCGUUUUCCUCGAUUUCAAGAAGAUAUUAUGACUACCUACACCGAUAAAGGUCCUCAGCCCGUUGGAGGAAAGUUCCUCAAUUUCGACCAUAUAAAAUUCUGGGUCGGAAAUGCAAAACAGGCCGCCAGUUUCUAUCGAUGCAGGAUGGGAUUUGAGCCGUUGGGAUAUCGUGGCUUGGAAACUGGUUCCAGACAAACAGCCGCGCAUGUCGUGAAACAGAAUAAGAUCAUAUUCGUAUUCGAGUCUCCGUACGAGCCUAACAAUGAAGAAAUGUCGAAACAUCUUUCCCGACAUGGGGAUGGCGUGCGGGAUGUGGCGUUCAGCGUCGAAGACAUUGACACGAUCGUGAAGGUAGCCAAAGGGAAAGGUGCCAAAAUAGUGCGCGAUAUAUGGGAGGAGAGUGACGAAUACGGCACCGUGAGAAUGAUUACUAUUAGAACCUACGGAGACACGCUUCAUACGCUCAUCGACAGGACAAAGUACAGAGGCUUUUUUCUGCCGGGAUUUGUGAGGGCAUCGGAAGAUGUUCUUCUCAAACAAUUGCCACAGAUACAUUUGAAUUUUGUGGACCAUGUGGUGGGUAAUCAGCCCGACAAACAGAUGGAACCCAUUGCGAAAUGGUACGAAGAGUGUUUGCAGUUUCACAGAUUCUGGUCGGUGGACGACACACAGCUGCACACGGAAUAUUCUGCACUGCGAUCUAUUGUAAUGACAAAUUGGGAGGAGACGGUAAAGAUGCCGAUCAAUGAGCCCGCUCCCGGAAAAAAACGCUCCCAAAUCCAGGAGUACGUCGAAUACUACGGUGGCGCCGGCGUACAACACAUAGCUCUCAACACGAGCGAUAUUAUUACAGCAAUAACGAAUCUGCGCGCCAGAGGAAUGGAGUUUCUCAACGUGCCUGAUAGUUAUUACGAAAUGCUUAAAAAUCGUCUGAAAACCAGUAGCACGAAAAUCGUUGAAGACUUGGAUAUACUGCAGAAAUUGAAGAUAUUAAUCGAUUACGACGAGAACGGCUAUCUUCUACAAAUAUUCACGAAAAAUAUGCAAGACCGGCCGACGCUGUUCAUAGAAGUCAUACAGAGGCGCAAUCAUAAUGGUUUUGGCGCUGGCAACUUCCAAGCAUUGUUUGAAGCUAUCGAAUUGGAGCAGGCGAAACGUGGAAAUUUAUAGAAUAUUAAUAUUAUUAAUAUUCGUGUAGAAUUAUAUAUAAUAUUAUAAAAUCUUUAUUUCUCUCUUUCAG
This is a messenger RNA of Cataglyphis hispanica, 1358 nucleotides long. It is a transcript of the gene Hpd, whose product is annotated as 4-hydroxyphenylpyruvate dioxygenase. The coding region runs from base 65 to 1288 and encodes 407 amino acids. Gene Ontology annotation, biological process: L-tyrosine catabolic process. NCBI's taxonomy places the organism in Eukaryota, Metazoa, Arthropoda, Insecta, Hymenoptera, Formicidae. Gene Ontology annotation, molecular function: 4-hydroxyphenylpyruvate dioxygenase activity. The record is from RefSeq and is a predicted model, not a curated record. Gene Ontology annotation, cellular component: endoplasmic reticulum membrane; Golgi membrane. The transcript has 12 exons.